GGUGAUGUUGGUUGUAUAACAUUCAUUCGUGUGUUUUUUUUUGUAUCGCGUCUUGUGACAUUGAUAUAGUCAGCAGCAGAAUCAAAGCCCAGAUGGAGGAGACAAGUGGCGUCGCCGAGGAGGAGGAUGAUGUCCUCGUCGUCCGGCCGGCUCAAAGCCAACACGACUGCGACGACAAGACCUCGAUUGUGUCCAUCGUCUGUCGGAUCUGCUUCGACGACAACAAGGACGAGACCAUCAUUACGCCGUGCAAAUGCAAAGGAACGGUGGCGUUCGUGCACAAGACGUGCUUGGAGAAGUGGCUCUCCGAGUCGAAUUCGACGGCGUGCGAACUGUGCCACCACGUGUACGAGACGGAGAGGGUGCCCAAGUACACGGCGAAACAGUCCAUCUGGAAAUGGUUCAGACAUCAGCCCACCAAUUUCGGGGCGCGCGUCCGCGCCAUCCGUUGCGAUUUGAUCGUGUGCGCCGUCCUCACGCCGUUCGCCAUCGUCAUCACCUACAUUUGCCUCUUCUCCGCCGAUUACUACAACCAGCAGCGAUUCUCGAACAUCCCGACCGCCCGUUGGACGUCCAUCUCUCUGCUCAUCAUGAUCGCCAUCAUGCUCUUCGGCUACUACAUCUGGGUGUACGUGGUGGUCGGCUACCACGGCCGAAUGUGGUACUACUGGUGGCAGAGGGAGUGCAUCGUCCGUUACAUACCACCCGUCCCAGAUCAGCCGAACUAUCCACCACCUCCUUCGCAGCAGCAGCAAUCGUCGUCACCGCAGCACCAGCACCUGGAGGAGAUCGUCGAGGAUAACGGCGAUUCGGUCAUAGACCUCUCGAUCUCGCGGUCACAUUCGAGCACGAAGAACGCCGCCUCAGAUGAAACCGUGCUUUGAAAUUUGUUGAAUUCCCCCCCCCACGUUGUAUAAUAUAAUAUAAUUUACUUCUUCCUCCCUUCCUCUUAGUUCUCUUCUCUAUAU
Nicrophorus vespilloides is the source of this 968-nucleotide messenger RNA. Its product is annotated as E3 ubiquitin-protein ligase MARCH2-like. The transcript has 2 exons. Gene Ontology annotation, biological process: protein ubiquitination. NCBI's taxonomy places the organism in Eukaryota, Metazoa, Arthropoda, Insecta, Coleoptera, Silphidae. Gene Ontology annotation, molecular function: ubiquitin-protein transferase activity; zinc ion binding. The record is from RefSeq and is a predicted model, not a curated record. Bases 93 to 884 code for a protein of 263 amino acids.